This is a messenger RNA of Perkinsus marinus ATCC 50983, 207 nucleotides long. Its product is annotated as phenylalanyl-tRNA synthetase, putative. The record is from RefSeq and is a predicted model, not a curated record. The transcript is spliced from 2 exons. The annotation marks the transcript as partial. Lineage: Eukaryota; Perkinsozoa; Perkinsida; Perkinsidae.
GUCCACGGACAAGCGAUUCUUGGACCAGUUUGCCGAUGGAGAAUUGAAGAAGUUCGAGCCUUUCAGCAACUAUCCACCAGUGUUUAAAGACAUCUCCUUUUGGAUUGACGACUAUACCAAGUUUGAUUUGAACAGAUUCUUCGAAAUUUGCCGAGAGGUAUCCACUGACUGCCUCGAGUCAAUCGAAAUGAAGGAUGAAUUCUUCCA